AAUUUGAAUACCUAAAAAGAUGUCUCAUAUAGCUGUGGAGAGGAAAAGGAGAAGGCAAAUCAACGAGCAUCUCAAGGUUUUACGCUCUUUGACUCCAUGCUUCUAUAUUAAAAGGGGUGACCAAGCAUCCAUCGUAGAAGGAGUAAUAGAAUUCAUCAAAGAGUUGGACCAGGUUCUUCUAUCUUUGGAGUCCAAGAAACGAAGGAAUAGCAUAAGCCCUACCCCUAGCCCUACUCCUGACAGUUCCUUUGGGCUUGAAAAUGUUAAAGAGAUGGGGGCGUGCUGCAGUUCUCAGGUUGCAGAAGUUGAAGCUAAGAUCUCUGGCUCCAACGUAGUUCUUAGAACUAUAUCUAAGCGAAUUCCUGGUCAAUUUCUCAAAAUUAUAACCCUAUUAGACAAACUUGCUUUCGAAAUCCUUCAAAUCAACAUCAGCACCAAGGAAGACACUGUUUUAUACUCAUUCCUUAUUAAGAUUGGGCUCGAAUGCCAGCUUAGUUUGGAGGAUCUAGUUGUUGAAGUUCAACAGAGCUUCUGCCAAGAUGUUAUUUGUGUGAAUCAGAGUGGUUUGUAAGAUUGAUCAAACAUAUGUGCUAAUGAGAAUGUUGCAGCUAUACAAACUAGAACAAUUUAUUUCUUGUGCAUACUUGAGAUACUCAGUGGUGACACAACUCUUUCUACUCUUCAAAGAUAUCCAAUAGAGAUAGAGAAGGAAAGUGUGACCCUUGUGCAAGGAAUGAU
This is a messenger RNA of Telopea speciosissima, 738 nucleotides long. RefSeq names its product transcription factor MUTE-like. The transcript is spliced from 3 exons. Lineage: Eukaryota; Viridiplantae; Streptophyta; Magnoliopsida; Proteales; Proteaceae. Gene Ontology annotation, molecular function: protein dimerization activity; DNA-binding transcription factor activity. Gene Ontology annotation, biological process: positive regulation of DNA-templated transcription; guard cell differentiation; stomatal complex development. Gene Ontology annotation, cellular component: nucleus. The record is from RefSeq and is a predicted model, not a curated record. The coding region runs from base 20 to 571 and encodes 183 amino acids.